Penicillium antarcticum is the source of this 1023-nucleotide messenger RNA. RefSeq lists its product as uncharacterized. NCBI's taxonomy places the organism in Eukaryota, Fungi, Ascomycota, Eurotiomycetes, Eurotiales, Aspergillaceae. The coding region runs from base 1 to 1023 and encodes 340 amino acids. The record is from RefSeq and is a predicted model, not a curated record. The transcript is spliced from 4 exons.
AUGGACGACGAUAUCUCUUUCGCAAGCUUUGGCUUGGUCGUUCUCGACGAGAUCCGCUUUCCCAACCGAGACCCUCUAACAAAUGUACUAGGAGGGUCUGGAGCAUAUGCAACUUUGGGUGCCCGAUUAUUUCUCCCCUCUCCUCAGAGCCAUUCAAUAGUCUGGCCAAUCCAUAUAGGAAAUGACUUCCCAGAACCAAUUACGAAACUCCUACAGAGCUGGGAUACACAAUUGGUUAUCAAACAAGCAUUAGAUCAAUCCUCGACCCAUGGCUUACUGGAAUAUGAAGAUACGACAUUCGGACCCAAGAAAUUUAAAUACACAACUCCAAUCCUCACACAAGAACCCGAAAACACAAACCCAGCCCUCCUCUCAUCAAAAAUCUACCACUACCUCGCCACUCCGGCAGGUAUGAAAACACGCAUCUCAAAUAUCCGCACGCUCCGAACAAUACUCAGUACCAAAGGCCGACCUCUACUAAUCUGGGAACCUGCACCACUAGCAUGCAAAGCCGAACACCUCCAGUCCUGUCUAGAGGCUGCGGGCUUAGUGGAUGUAUUCAGUCCAAAUCAUAUAGAGCUAGCGCGACUUUUCCACGGAUCUUCUGUCUCACCUGACAAAGCCGAGAUCGAGAGAUUGGCAUUGAAGAUCCUGAAUAGCGGAGUUGGACCAGAAGGAAAUGGCGUAGUUGUCAUCCGAGCUGGUGAGAAUGGGUGUCUUGUUCAAUCGCGGAUUCUUGCUCCGAGGUGGAUUCCUCCGUUUUAUGAGGCUAUGGGGGAAGGGCAGGAUUCUAAAGUUGUUGACCCGACUGGGGCUGGGAAUGCUUUUCUAGGGGGGUUCUCUGUUGGGUGGAUUCGUACCAAUGGUGAUAUUGUCCAGGCGGCUUAUUAUGGGUCUGUUGCGGCGUCUUUUGCGUUGGAGCAGGUUGGGAUGCCGGUGUUGAGUGGCGGGGGAGAUGGGGAGUUGUGGAAUGGGCUCAUCCUGCUUCCAGUGUUUGGCGCGGAUGCUUAUUCCUAUUUUUAA